AUGCGUGAGAUACCAGAAUGUUUGAAUCGCCGUUAUCAGAUGUUGGACAAAUUAGUCAAGGACUUGAGUUCUGCCGGGCCUCCCGAAGAUGCGGUCUCACCGCAACCCAGUACGGCGGGCAACGACGUCGGUGUCAAGUUAAUGUGUGAUUUCUGGAACAUUCUGAAAGAAGACCCAGAAUGUGACCUACCGCAAGAAGUACAUCAGCGCCUAUGUGGUAGGGACAGCGUGGGAUUAUAUGGUCCCCAGCAAGUAGAGUGUUACCUAGCCUGCAAGAGUAAGUCGAAGGAGAACCUCGCAAGGCAGAAGCAAGAUGCAGCCAUGCAGAGAGUCAAACGGAUAACUGUCCCUAAAGAAGGAAAAGUAAAACCUACCUGCCCCGAAAUAUGCCAGAAUGAUGGUGAAAAGUUACCGCUCACUCAAGUUUUGUUCAAUAUUAAAGAGGCGGCCUCGUUCGAUAAGAAAUGCCACGUGCGACUUGAAGAGCUCAUGUUAACUCAAAAAGAACUCGUGGAGCAAAUUCAAAAUUUGGAAGAAAGGGAAAGACAGGGCAUGGACCUGUUGAAACAGGCUGAUUGCAUGUGGUGCUGUAUGGAAGAGUCGUACAAGAAGAAAAUAUUGGAAUCUCAAAAUAGAUACAAAGUGUUGAUGGCAGAGAUGAAAGAAAUAGAGGCGAGUUGUAUCAAAUGGAGGAAGCAUAAGAAAGAUCUGGAAUUUCAAUUAACGAAUAUAAAUCAUUGUGGCGAUGACAUCAAAGAGAAAUUAUAUCAGAAGAAUAACGACCUUAAAGUUAUGGGUAUGGAGAUUGAAGAAUUUAAGAGAAGAAUUGCAAGUAAUACUAAGGAUUUGGAUGUUGCUAAGAAUUCGUAUAGAUCGAAGAGAGAAGCUUCUGAUGGAAGAAUGGCAACUAUGGCCUCUAAAAUGAAGAAACUUCAACAAAAGAUUGCAUUGGAAAAGAAAGCUAAAAUAGAAAAAGAGAAUGAAGGUUCAAGUUACGUGAAAGAAGCGAGAGAUGAUUUACAAAAAAUUUGUAGACUCCUUUUACAGAAGAAACUUGAAAGUGAAGAUCUACUUGCUGAGAAAGAGGCGUUAUUUCAAGAGAUUGAUCUUCUCAAGCAGACCUGGGAUACUUGUAAAGAAAAAUGUAAGAAAAAAGAAAAAUCCCUGGCCGACGAACUGGCGAAAAUUGAUAAAGAGUUGACCACAUUUCGGGUGAAAUGCAUAAAAUGUCAUCAAUGUGUUGACACUUCAGAUGUUAGGAAAUACUGUACCGAUUGUCCAAGAUGUUUAGCAGAAAGGGAAUGUUUGUAUUCAGCCGAUCAUUGCAGUCCUGACCAUUCCAUGGAUUGUGUUUGCAUGAGCGUAAAACAGAAAUUUUUGGACAAUGUUUUUGAAAACAUGUACACAGUUUUGGAGAGACAAACUAAAACUUGUCCCGGGAAAGCUGUUGCUGAUUGUGUGUUGAAUUGUUUGAAGAGAAGCCGCAAUGGGAAACUGAAUCAGGAAACCAGGAGAGUACUGCAAGAUUUUAUACUGAGUACUGUGAAGAAGAAUUUGAAUUUAACAAUUGUCGGUGGAGCGGUGAAGACAAGAUGCGAGAUGGACUCAGAAACUUACAAGCAAUUGAUGUUGUGUCUCAAAGACGUUACUGUAACACGUCCAGUGAAACAAGAUAAGGGCACAGGGGCUAAAAAGGAACCGUGUAAUCGCUGGGGUGGAACUACUGAAUGUAAUUGUCCAAAAGGUCCUAAAGCCUGUGUCUGUAAUAAAGCUCCAAAACCACCAACUGACCCUUCUUCUUGUGGACUACAGCCACCAGAUGAGGAUCCGAAGUCUUGUGAGACAACGUGUCCACUACGAGAGUCGCAGGCGUGCAGCACAGACUGUGGUAUGUUGGGGAUGCCGGGUGCGCCGGAAAACUGGCGACGCGAGCCAUGCGCCGGCCCGAGCUGCCCAUUCUCCAAGAAUAUGCGAGCCGCUCAGUGUGUUCUGGGGCCCGAGCCGCUCUCCCCAGCGCAGAAGGCUCACCCCGUGCCACCAAACAUACCAAAGAAGUCACUACAAGAGAAACCGGCUACAUGCACUUGUGGAAGCAAGGUGAUAAAACUAUGCCCAUGUCAUAAAGAUACAAAACAACUGAAAGCAGAAGUUACAGAAAGUUGCAAUAAAAGUUCAUAUGCAAACUAUCGAAAAAUAAAAAAAGAUACCCAGAAACUUGAGUUGUCCCGGCAAAUAUCUGCUGAUUCUAAAUUAAUUCCUAAAGGCCAAAAUAAAGAGAGUAGCACAAUACAGAAAACUAAAAGUAACGUUACUCGAAGUGAAAAUAAUAAUAAAGACCAAUUUAAGGUAGCUAUUGAAAAUAAAAGUGGGCUGUCAAAUAAUCAAUUUACUGAACUUAAACACACAAAUUCUGGCAGGCUAGCGAUGGAGCUAGAUGAACACUUAAUAGACAUGAUAGAAAAAAAGAGUCAUGAAGAUUCUUCUUUAUUCAUUUCGAUAAGAAAGACCACAUCCGAUAAUCUUUUAGUAGAUUUUAAUACAAAAGAAAACGAGACUGACAAUACUCACAAAGUAACAAUAAGACGAACAUCUUCUGGAACUAGACUGUUAGAUAUUCAUAAAAAUGUAAUACAUCUUCUAAAAGGGUCGUUAGCUAAUAAGUCAGAUACUAAUAUACCGAAAACUAUUAAAUUAGCCACAAGUCCUAAAGAACAAGACAGUUCCAUUCAGGUAAUUAAAGAUAAAGUGGAGGUUACUGCUUCUCAGCCGCAUGACAGAAACUUAGGGAAGCAAAUAAGACAGCAGAAAGAAGAAACCACGAUUGAGCUAAAAAAAGACAUGGAUUCCCGUAAAGAUAUUAUUUCGUCAACCAAGUCAGAGUUACAGAGUUUAGAAGAAUUGAAAUUGAAAAAACUUCAAAGAACGGACAAAAUAGAACGUCAGAAGUUACCUAGGCAACACAGUUCAUUUGUAUUUGACUUUAGAUCACAAUUAAAGAAAUUAUAUAAAAAAGGAAAUACAGAUGUCGCAGUCCAGAUCAAAGGAAAGGACGGUGUAGUCCAGACGUUUUCCACAGUUGUUACUAAAACAACGUCAGGUACUAUAGCUAUUUAUGUUGAUAACAUGACUUCUCUGAAACAUAUAAGUUUUAUAGAUAAUGAGUAUCCGGUACUUUUGUCUAAGAUAACUUCUAAAAGUUAUUUUGUAAACUUCGAUAAGGAUGGUCAAGUUUACAAUGCAAUCACUAGAAAAACUCCAUCUGGAGGAAUGUUAGUAAUCCCUGAAUCAAGAACAUUUAUUGAAAUGCAUAGUAAGAGUCAUACAAAUGAUCGUGAAUUAAAACUUACAAUAAUUGGCUUGCAAACUCAUCCGUUAGAACUUCCCGCAAUUUUACAAAUAACACCAUCACGAAAUUAUAUAAUCGCUUUAAACAAAAACAAUGACAAUGGUAGAAAAAAACAUUUAAAUGAAUUUAUGCGGGACAAAAAAGACGUUAUAGUUAAUUUGCAUAAAAAAGAUUCAGAGAAUUAUAUAAUUGAUUUGAAUACCGAUGACGAACGUCAUUUGAUGAAACAAAAAGCCUUGAUUUAUAAAUCAUCAUCGGGUGAUGUAAAAGUAUUAAUCCAAAAAGAUACCUUUGAAUCAAUAGAUGACUUGGUUUCAUUAGAUAGUUUAUCUAACAGUUAUCCACAUAUAAUUGGAAAAUUGCCUGCUUCAAGCAGGGAAAUUCACCGAGGAAAUCUUAGAAAAUCAAAAAACUUGGACAAUAAAGUCAGCAGCGAUACACAAGUUUAUGACAAUUUCAAAGUUCAGGACAAGAGAGGAAUAACUACAGAACCUCCAACUUUUCUAAAAAAGACAGAAUCAGGAAAAUACGCUGUGAUUUUAGAUAAAGAGUCAAAAAAGACAUUCAUACAUAACUUACAGAGCUUUUUAUCAACUAAUUCAGAAGGACUCAUUCCAAUUAGAAGAUCAGAUUCUGGAGAUAUAAUUAUAGAUCUUAAUAGUGGUAACAAAUCUAAAGGACCUAAGGGUACAUUGAAAAUAACUCCAUCUGGAAAUAUCUAUGUGAUUGUUGACGAAGAGAUCAUCAAAACCAUGGCUGAACAAGUUAAAAAGAAGAAUGCAUCGACUGUAGGCACGAGAUCGCAGCAGGUUACAGACUUAAUCGUCUCUGUUAGUAAAGCAAUUGCAACAACAUGCAAUGCUCAUCCAGAAGAUUGUGACUGCGAUGCAUCUAAAUGCGUUUGUUCGGAUUUACGAUUAGACACAUUUGAUUGGUUAACUGGUUUUAAACCGACAAAAACGAAACCAUCUAACUGGAAAAAGGCGCAUCGCAAAGCUGGCUGCUCUCAUUCAAAGAAACGGAAUGUGGUUGUGAAAUCAAGUUCCAGAGAUAAGUCACCACAUAUUGUUAUUAAACCGAACUGUGACUUAGAGUCCAAGUCCAAAAAUAGUGAAUCAACGAAGCAGUGUUACUUUUUAGUUGAUUCAGUAUGCCCGUACCAUCAAAAUAGAUAUGACGGUGUAUCCAAUGAGAUAUUGGAAAUUACAGGAUUAUGUAACCCACAGAAAAAAUCGAGUAAAAAUAGAAUUGAGUUUGAAGCAAUAAACAAUUUACCAAAUAAAACAAAAGGACAUCUGGUAUGGGAUUCUUUAAAUAAUUUACCACCGCAGCUGCCACCCUUUUUAUAUUUUGACUAUCGCUAA
Molecule: messenger RNA, 4710 nt
Organism: Spodoptera littoralis (African cotton leafworm)
Lineage: Eukaryota; Metazoa; Arthropoda; Insecta; Lepidoptera; Noctuidae
Source: the annotation of a GenBank genome assembly